Dermacentor silvarum is the source of this 658-nucleotide messenger RNA. RefSeq lists its product as uncharacterized. The coding region runs from base 215 to 568 and encodes 117 amino acids. The record is from RefSeq and is a predicted model, not a curated record. The transcript has 6 exons. Lineage: Eukaryota; Metazoa; Arthropoda; Arachnida; Ixodida; Ixodidae.
GGAAGUUUGCUGCGCACGGCUGUUCGGCACCCGAAAGAGGUGAAAGUGAGAGAAACCUUUGAGGGGCAGACAAAAGCAAGAACAACGCCGCCCAGGAUAGUAGACACCUGCUCUUACGCCUACAAUAGAUGUCUCCGCCUAACACAGAUCUUCACCCAAAUCCUUAUGUCUCGCCAAUUACAAGUGCAAUCAUGGAUCGAAGCUGAGUUGUCUCAUGAAUUUCGGAGUCCAAACUGUUCAUUGCGUGCCAGCAGGACAAACCUGCGAGUGUUUUUGGCGAUCUGCUUGUCAACCAGCGAAAUUCCCCACUUGCAGGACUACCACCACCGAAUGCGCCUGCAGUUGUAGUGGCACUAAAGCUCCGUGUCCCAAGACGCUGUGCACGGCUGAAUACUCGCACCUGGCCUGCCUCAUCGUCGAUGCCAGCUUGUGUGACUGCCACUGCGUCAACACAGCAGAUCCGUGCCAUAUCUUCAGGGACAUCCAGUGUGACGGCGGACAGAUGGUGAACUGCACCAUCACCGGCAACGUCUGCAACUGCAUGUGCGAUACCGAAGCCUCAAAGUGAUGGCGGCCAUUCCUUGACGUCCAGGAAGAAGCGUUUAAUCCGAACGUUUUGUAGUAAGGAAUAAACAGUUCCAGCAAACGCUGAACACCA